Messenger RNA from Cyphomyrmex costatus, 3546 nucleotides. RefSeq names its product glutamate ionotropic receptor NMDA type subunit 2 (gene Nmdar2). The record is from RefSeq and is a predicted model, not a curated record. Gene Ontology annotation, molecular function: signaling receptor activity; ligand-gated monoatomic ion channel activity. The transcript has 17 exons. The coding region runs from base 46 to 2970 and encodes 974 amino acids. Gene Ontology annotation, biological process: monoatomic ion transport. Gene Ontology annotation, cellular component: membrane. NCBI's taxonomy places the organism in Eukaryota, Metazoa, Arthropoda, Insecta, Hymenoptera, Formicidae.
UCUUCUGUUGGGAAUAAUUAUAACAUCACCGAUCUCAAGGUGGGCAUGAUGGUACCGUACAAAUCCUUCGGCGUGAGAGAGUACACCAGAGCAGUCACUACUGCUAUUAACACGCUGCAGAGAAGUACGAGGGGUCCAAGGCUAGGGCUUUUCCAGCGAUAUGAUCUUCAUGUCAAGAUAGCGAUGAAGGAACUUACACCUAGUCCAACUGCUAUCUUAGACUCGCUUUGCAAGGAGUUUCUUUCGGUGAAUGUAUCGGCCAUCUUAUACCUUAUGAACUACGAGCAAUACGGACGUAGUACGGCCAGCGCUCAAUAUUUUCUUCAAUUGGCCGGUUACUUAGGAAUUCCUGUGAUUGCGUGGAAUGCCGAUAAUUCUGGUCUGGAGAGACGGGCGUCGCAGAGCAGUCUGCAGCUGCAACUGGCACCGUCGUUGGAACAUCAGACCGCGGCGAUGCUGAGUAUCCUGGAGAGGUACAAGUGGCAUCAGUUUAGCGUAGUCACCUCGCAAAUAGCUGGUCACGACGACUUCAUACAGGCGGUCAGAGAGAGAAUCUCCGACAUGCAGGACACAUUCAAGUUCACCAUACUGAGCGCAAUUCUGGUUACCGAACCGCACGAUUUGCUCGAGCUAGUUAACAGUGAGUCUCGAGUGAUGCUACUGUACUCGACCAGAGAAGAGGCUACUCAUAUUCUGACCGCUGCCAGAGAUUACAAAAUCACCGGCGAGAAUUAUGUGUGGGUCGUUACGCAAAGCGUUAUCGAGAAUCUACAAACUCCCAGUCAGUUUCCGGUCGGAAUGUUGGGUGUGCAUUUUGAUACGAGCAGUGAGAGCUUGGUAAGCGAAAUCACCACUGCAAUCAAGGUCUACGCUUACGGUGUCGAGGACUUUGUCAAUGAUCCGAAAAAUGCAAAUCGAAGUCUGAACACUCAACUGAGCUGCGAAGGCGUUGGUGAAUCACGAUGGAGCACAGGGGAUCUAUUUUUCAAAUAUUUGAAGAAUGUUUCGGUCGAGGGUGAUCAAGGAAAGCCAAACGUAGAGUUCACUCAAGAUGGUGUGUUAAAGGCGGCGGAGUUGAAAAUUAUGAACCUUCGACCUGGAGUUAGCAAACAGCUUGUCUGGGAAGAGAUCGGUGUCUGGAAGUCUUGGGAGAAAGAGGGUCUUGAUAUUAAGGACAUCGUCUGGCCGGGCAAUACCCACACUCCUCCGCAAGGCGUUCCAGAGAAGUUUUAUCUCAAAAUAACCUUUCUGGAGGAGCCACCCUACAUCAAUCUUGCACCGCCCGAUCCUGUAACCGGAAAAUGCCUAGUGGAUCGUGGUGUUCAUUGUCGUGUGGCCAAGGAUUCUGAUAUGGUUGAAAUGGAUAUUCAAUCGGCACAAAAGAAUGGGAGCUUUUAUCAAUGCUGUAGCGGAUUUUGCAUCGAUCUGCUGCAGAAGUUUUCCGAGGAAAUUGGUUUCACUUACGAGCUCGUAAGGGUGGAGGAUGGCAAGUGGGGUACUUUGGAGAAUGGGAAGUGGAAUGGGCUUAUAGCUGAUCUCGUCAAUCGAAAGACCGAUAUGGUAAUGACUUCGUUGAUGAUCAACUCGGAAAGAGAAGCGGUGGUCGAUUUCACUGUUCCUUACAUGGAAACUGGUAUUGCCAUUGUUGUAGCAAAAAGAACAGGCAUAAUAUCUCCCACUGCAUUUUUAGAACCGUUCGACACGGCUUCGUGGAUGCUAGUAGGCAUUGUUGCCAUACAUGCCGCAACGAUAAUGAUACUGCUCUUCGAGUGGGCAUCACCCUCCGGGUUCGACAUGAAGAAUAAUCCAUCGACGAACCAUCGAUUUUCCUUCUGUCGCACGUACUGGCUGGUCUGGGCCGUAUUAUUUCAGGCUGCCGUCCAUAUCGACUCUCCCAGAGGAUUUACAGCUAGAUUUAUGACAAACGUCUGGGCAUUAUUUGCCGUGGUCUUCCUCGCCAUUUACACUGCCAAUUUGGCUGCCUUCAUGAUCACGCGGGAAGAGUUUCAUGAAUUCAGCGGUGUGGACGAUCACAGGCUCGCUAAGCCCUUUUCUCACAAACCCAUGUUCAAAUUCGGCACGAUACCAUGGAGCCACACAGACAGUACGCUAGCAAGGUAUUUCAAGGAGAUGCACUCCUACAUGAGGGCUUUCAACAAAACCAGCGUUGCAGACGGUAUCGAAGCUGUCGUUACUGGAGAAAUGGAUGCGUUCAUUUAUGACGGCACAGUUUUGGACUAUUUGGUCGCUCAGGAUGAGGAUUGUCGAUUGCUAACGGUCGGAUCAUGGUAUGCCAUGACGGGAUAUGGUCUGGCGUUCUCCAGGAACUCAAAGUACUUACAAAUGUUCAACAAGCGGCUGUUGGACUAUAGAGAUAACGGAGAUCUGGAGCGGUUGAGAAGGUACUGGAUGACUGGGACGUGCAAACCUGGGAAGGAAGUACAAAAGAGUAGCGAUCCGCUAGCAUUGGAACAAUUCUUGAGCGCAUUUCUGUUACUGAUGAUGGGUAUUCUCUUGGCGGCAGUCUUUUUACUUUUGGAACACCUGUACUUCAAAUAUAUCAGACAGCAUUUGGCAAAAAGCGACGACGGUGGCACAUGCGCUAUUUUCAGCUUGAGCGUGGGAAAGUCCUUGACUUUUCGUGGUGCAGUGUACGAAGCGCAAGAUAUCUUAAGGCAUCAUAGAUGCAAGGAUCCGAUCUGCGACACCCACUUAUGGAAGGUCAAGCACGAACUUGACAUGGCUAAGAUCAGGAUACGGCAGCUUGAGAAGGAUCUCGAGGCCCACGGAAUAAAGCCAACUCAGACCAAGUACAUCGAUGCCGUCGAGGUUGCCCGUCCGAGGGACAUGAGUAGAAACCAUGUGGUCAGUACGGAAUACGCCGAGACGUUCCUACCCACGGAGAUUUACAGGAUUCCCGAUGACGAAAUGACUAGGACGGAAAUCGCCGAAAUGGAGACAGUUCUGUGAUCGUAAGAGGAUUGGCUUCAGUCGCCUAAUCGCGCAACACUGGAAGCGUAUAGGACGAACUGAGAGGCCUCUGAAGACUCCAGAAACAAUGCGAUUUAAAAAAUCGCGUCGUGUUGCUCCUGCCUCGAACAACGAGCCCCACCCACAUCAACCUUUCGUUCGGAUGAAGACGCUGAUCCGCUGAUAUCGAUCCUCGGAAACUGUCGUCGCGCGCGCGGUGAAACAACGAGAGGAGGAACGUCGUCAGUGCCUAUCAAUGAUUGAGAGUCAACCAGACCAAGAAGACACCAAUCGAAGAUACUUUAUGACUCGAAGAAGUGCAUUUGUUAUCGACACUCGCGUUAUACUCCUGAAAGAUGCAUUUUUCGCAUCUUUCUUGGACAAAGGCACCUUUGUAUCCUUUGAAAUGGAAGGACUGAAUUAGCAUGACAAUUUGCGACUUUGCGUUCACAUAAUAUAGUGAUCGUUAAGAGAAAAUGUUUCAAAAAAUUACUGAAUCUUUGUAACAUUCGGACGAAUGCUCGAUAAUCGAGCAGGAUUUCAGUUUGCGAGAGAUUUAUUUUUAACAACACGAUC